Molecule: messenger RNA, 1791 nt
Organism: Marmota flaviventris (yellow-bellied marmot)
Lineage: Eukaryota; Metazoa; Chordata; Mammalia; Rodentia; Sciuridae
Source: RefSeq, a predicted model, not a curated record
AUGUCCCCAAGCCCUCUGGGAAGUGGAGUCCUUCCGCCCGGACCCCCGACCCGGCGCUGUCGCCUCCAAGUGCGCAGAUGCGACUCCAGGCGGAGCGGCGUCGAGCUCGAGCCUUUUGUGUCCCCGCGCUCCGUGGUUCUGGCCGGCGGCCCCGUCCGCUCCUUCAGCCGUCCGGGAGAGCGCAGCCCACGAGGACCCCGCCCCGUGGCCAGAGCGGGGCCCGGAGCAGGUCCGGGGCUGGGCCGCCCCAGCUUCCCGCCCAACCGCGGGGGCCGGGCGCGCACCUCCGGGGUCUCCAUCCCGGGCGCGCGGGAAUAUCCGGGCUCCGCUAGGAGCUCGGGGCCCGCUGGGGCGGGGCUGCCGCUAAGGCCUCUGGGAAGUGGAGUCCGCUCUCGGAGGAUUCUGGGAGCCGGCGUGUGGUGGGCGGAGCCCUCAGGCUGGCGUCGCGGGGAAUUGAUGACAGUCAAAGAUGAGGAAAUGGACUUCACGCAUGAAGAGCUGGAAGAGCUGAAUUCUGCCCACAGGUACAUGGGCAUGGAUAUGAAGGUGGAUAAUUAUGGAAGCCUAGUAUUUUGGGAUUCUGAAUCUAUGCCUGAAACUAAAGAGCUUUUUUCAAAGCAGGAAGUUUAUGAAGAGGAAUCACCUGAAAGGGAACUGGUAAUAGAAAGACUUGAAAAGGAUGAUUCCUGGGGCUCCACAUUGUUAGAAGCCUGGGAAUGUGAACACUCAUUAGAAAGGCAUCCAGGAAAUCUGAAGAAAGAUUUAAGGCCAGUCAUAAUCAAACGUAAGAGAAAAACUACAGAGCAUUAUCAUGAAAUUGGGGAGAGCUCCAACCCAAUUAAACAUCAGAAAGUUUACCGGGCGAAAAAGCGAUGGGAAUGCAAUGUAUGUGGGAAGUGCUUCAGCUACUGCUCAGCCUUUGUAUUACAUCAGAGGAUUCAUACUGGAGAGAAGCCCUAUGAGUGUAGUGAGUGUGGAAAGGCCUUUAGCCGGAGCUCAUCACUUAUUCAGCACCAGAGGACUCACACUGGAGAGAAGCCUUAUGAGUGCAGUGAAUGUGGGAAAGCCUUCAGUCACCGGUCUGCCCUUAUUCAACAUCACAUCAUUCACACUGGAGAAAAGCCCUAUGAGUGCAAUGAGUGUGGGAAGGCCUUCAACCAAAGCACAUACCUCAUUCAGCACCACAGAAUACACACUGGCGAGAAACCCUACAAGUGUAAGGAAUGUGGAAAAGCUUUCAAUGACACCUCUUCCCUCAUUAAACAUCAAAGGGUUCAUACUGGAGAAAAACCCUAUGACUGUAAAGAGUGUGGGAAAGCCUUCAGUGACCGGUCAGGUCUUAUUCAACAUCAGAGAACUCAUACAGGGGAAAAGCCAUAUGAAUGUAGUGAAUGUGGAAAAGCAUUUAGUUAUUGCUCAGCUCUCAUUCAACACCAAGGAACACACACUGGGGAGAAACCUUACAAAUGUAUCGAGUGUGGGAAAGCUUUCAGUGACCGGUCUGCUCUUGUGAGACAUCAGAGAAUUCAUACUGGAGAGAGACCUUACAAAUGUCAAGAAUGUGAGAAAGCCUUCAGCCAGAGCUCAUCCCUUACAAAGCACCUGAGAACACACACUGGAGAGAAACCAUAUAAAUGCAACAACUGUGAGAAAGCCUUCAGCCAGAGUUCAUCUCUUAUUCAACACCAGAAAAUUCACACAGGAGAAAAGUCCUACAAAUGUAAGAAAUGUGAGAAAACCUUCAGUGUCCGUUCAGCCUUCCAUCAACAUAAAAAAAUUCAUGAUGGAUAG